GAUGGCGCGAAAACCGGCAGUCUGAGCUCGGCGAUCGCGGCGCGCAUGCGUUUUCCCGCGUGUUUUGCUCUCGUUGCUAUGGUGAUCGAAUUCGGAUUUUAAACCGGAACAAAAACAAUAAGUGCCUGUGUUUUGUUUUUCUGUUUUGUUUUUAAAUUAUGACGUGAGGUGCGCGUGCGCUGUGACGUCACAAGAUGGCGGCGUGGGGGUGGAUUCUGUUCGCCCUAUUGGGGGUUGCGGCUGCUCAGGGGCCUGAAAAACGACGAACGGGCAACGUGUGCAAGUCGGACUUGGAGUGUCCCGACAACGCCUUCUGUCGUCAGAGCAGCUACUGUGUGUGCAAAGACGGCUUCGUGUACGCCGCCGUCAAUAGCACGCACAAAGGAUGUUUGAAAGAGGCCCGCAACGGCGAGGAAUGCGUGCAGCACAUCCAGUGCCACUCCACCAUGGGUGUGCAUUCGGAGUGUGUGAACGGUGCAUGUGCGUGCGCAGCCAGCGCUCACCUGGAAACUGACCGCUGUUAUGAGACCGCUGUGAUCGGUGACCGAUGUGUGGUGGACCAGAACUGCUACCUGGGUGAUACGGACACAGAGCGGCAGGCGUACUGUGUGCGUGGAUACUGCACAUGCCAGUUGCAGUUCAGCCCGAGGGAUAAUGGCACAAGGUGUGUUCGAGACGCGGUCCUGGGCGAGGCGUGCGAGGACGAGCUGCAGUGCGCGGGCGCCGGGCUGGAGUGCCGGGGCACCUGCCGCUGCCGGGACAGCUGGGUCGCGCUGCAGGACAUCAACGCCUGCGUCGAGUCGGCCAAAGCCCUAGACGAGCCGUGUCAGUACGACGUGCAGUGCGAGGCGCUGGCGGGCGUGGCGGACGCGCCCUCCCCCGGCGCGGCGCUCUGUCUGGGCGGGGCUUGUGCGUGCUCGUACGACGCGCGCGUCGUCGGCGACCGGUGCUGGCGGCGCAAACGACCGGGACAGGAGUGUAAACGAGACGAGGAAUGCGUAUCAGAGGAGGACGAGCCAGGAUACUGUCUGUCGGGGCGCUGCACCUGCAAGACCUGCGCGCCCGACGCCCGGGACUUCGGCGGCGCCUCCACGGCCCGGCCCGCUGUCGUCGCCGCCAUUUUGUGCGCCGCCGCCAUCUUGUCGCUCAAUUACGUUUGACAGUUGACCGAUCUGCAGCAAAAAAUAUAAAUUGAUUUUACCUCAGAGUUAGGCUCAACUCAAACUGGGGCAAAGUCAAAGCGCAUAUUCGGCUCUAUUGAACAACGGAGAUGAAUAUGCUUUGGCAAAAGGUGUCACGGGUCGCUUCGACACUGCCCCAGUGUGAGUUGAGCCUUAUUAAUGAGAUCAUUUUGUCAUAGACGUAUAAGACCAGCGCUAAAAAAUGUAAACGCUAUGUCAGUCCCGUACAUUUUUGAUGUCUCAACUGUCGAAAUUCUCUAAUGAGAGUAGACCUUUUAGAGGUAAAGUUGAGAAGAUCAAGAUUGUAACUUAGGCCUUAUUUCCGUCACAAUUCCAGUCUUUAGAAUAUUGUUACCAUCGUAAAAUAUUAUGAAUCUAUAAUUUUAAGUUUUAUUUAUGUUUAAGAUAUCAGAUGUACUUAAAUGUCGAACUAUAUAAGAGUUUAAAAUAAGUUUUAAAAUCUGUUACUUCACUAAUUUUCGCUGUAAUAUUGUUAAAUAAUUGUUGUAGUUUCAAAGUCUAAUUAUUGUAAAUAAUAUUCCCUUUGUUGUUGUUUGUAAAAUAAUUUAUGGACAUGAUGUAUUGAGACAGUAUUUUUAGUGCAAUGAUAUUACAAUGUUGGGUAGAUUAUGCCAAAGAGAUGUUCAAGCAAAUCUGUAAAUAAAAGAGUAUUUAUUUCAGUA
Aricia agestis (brown argus) is the source of this 1864-nucleotide messenger RNA. RefSeq names its product prion-like-(Q/N-rich) domain-bearing protein 25. The transcript is spliced from 8 exons. NCBI's taxonomy places the organism in Eukaryota, Metazoa, Arthropoda, Insecta, Lepidoptera, Lycaenidae. The coding region runs from base 195 to 1160 and encodes 321 amino acids. The record is from RefSeq and is a predicted model, not a curated record.